Messenger RNA from Temnothorax curvispinosus, 1417 nucleotides. RefSeq lists its product as uncharacterized. The transcript has 4 exons. The record is from RefSeq and is a predicted model, not a curated record. Bases 554 to 823 code for a protein of 89 amino acids. Lineage: Eukaryota; Metazoa; Arthropoda; Insecta; Hymenoptera; Formicidae.
AGAAAAACACCCGAACGUUUUCUUUCUCUUAAAUGUGCCUUCGCAUUUUCCUGAAGUGUGUUAACAUCCUAAUCAGCCGACUCUAUCAAUGCGCGUUACGGCCGACGCACCUGCAAUACGCAAACUCCUUGCGAACGUUACUCGUUACAUGCUGGAUUUUGCAAAUUAUAGAUCUUAUCUUGCAUCGUAAACUAACCUGUGUUCUUCAUUCGAGCGACCUGCUUUUUCUAUGAAUCAAAUUAACGACAAGCGGAUUUCAUCUGGAGUGCCCCCUUUCGAUGGUCCAUGAUCCUUAAAAAUCUUCAAGGGUGUCGACUUGGUACCGGAAGCCAGGCAUCGUGAUUGACUGGAAUCAAGCUCCCAAUAAGGGAUCUGAAAGGGUCGCGCUAUUGGUGAAAGGGGUCCGCAUCCGAAGCAGUGCAAUCGUGCCCCCGCCUCAUCCCUGGGCCCCCCUGGGCCUGGGCAGGGCUCAGCUAUAAAAGCAUACUGCGUCGCCCCUCGAACACGUAGUGUUUUCUCGCGUAGCGCACAAGAAAAACUGUCAUCACACACCAUGAAGUUCUUCAUUGUUUUGUUCGCCAUUGUGGCUGCCGUCAGCGCUGGAUACGAGCAAGUCUACCACGCGCAUUACAUUCCCCAGCAGCCCGCCAUUCCACCCCCACAUCCGGGUCCCCUGCAUAUCAAGGGAAACGACCACGUCACUAGACUACAUUACAGCGGUCCCCAUAUUCCGCAUCCACAUCUCGUCGGCGUCGAGCAUUACGUACCCGCCCCGGAACCCGCGAUCUCCGUCGUGAAGACUCAUGGACACGGCUGGGCCUAAGAACCCCCCCGUCUAACGAUGCUCCUCGAUUAAACCCGUUGGUCCAAAGUGGUUCAUACCGAAAUGGCAGUCAUCCCGAAUCUUAUCAAUCAUAAUAAUGACAGCAUUGACAGCAGACAACUUCGUCGACGAUACAUCUGGUUUUUCGGGAAUCUAAAUAACUUCAAUUGAGACAAAUAUAAGGCCAAGGAUCCAUCGAUGACGACGAUCGUCAAAAUCAGCAUCUCCGAGGAAUUUUGAGAGCCUCAGAAGAGACGGAAAAUCGUGGACCACUCACUGGAUCGCAGACCUGGCAGCCAAACUCAAGAAUAAAAAAACUCAUCUUGAUUUUAUUUUAAAGCUACAUAUGACACUUAUACGAAUACACAUAGACACGAACACCCGCGUCUUUUUCUGUUUCUCCGUUUUUCCCAACCACCGAAAUUCUCGUGCGGCAAUGUGAUAUUGAAGAAGACAUCACUGCAACAUCAGAGAGAGCGUUUUCCCUUCCCCCCCAUUUCUCGGAUCCCGUCCUAUUUCUCUUCACUGUCCGCAACACUUUUAUUUAUUUUCUAAUAAAAGUUGAUUUGUAUACGUCUUGUGAUAAACCAGAAA